Messenger RNA from Vicia faba (fava bean), 414 nucleotides. Lineage: Eukaryota; Viridiplantae; Streptophyta; Magnoliopsida; Fabales; Fabaceae. The record is from the annotation of a GenBank genome assembly.
AUGAGUAACAAUUACCAGAGAGCCCCUCAAGACCCACCUUAUCCUCCUCCACCAUACGGAUCUCCUUACCCACCGCCACAAGGCUACCCGGUAACCCAAUUCCCACCGGGUUACCCAUCAGCACCACCGCCACCUGGUUACGAAGGCUAUCCUCCUCCGCCGCCACCUGGUUACGAAGGCUACCCUCCUCCGCCGCCACAACAUGGUUAUGGAACAACGUACCCGCCGCCUCAUCCUCAAUACCAAACCUAUCAAGGGUAUUUCAAUAAUGGAUAUCCUCCUCCGAAUUACAAUUUCCACCAUGUUCAGCAUCAUUGCCACAAUGAUGAUCAUAACUCGUGUUUCUCUGGCUUCUUCCAAGGAUGCUUUACAGCGCUCUGUUGCUGUUGUUUUCUAGAGGAGUGUUGUUUUUGA